Geodia barretti is the source of this 2842-nucleotide messenger RNA. The record is from the annotation of a GenBank genome assembly. Lineage: Eukaryota; Metazoa; Porifera; Demospongiae; Tetractinellida; Geodiidae.
GGUUGGGCAUAUGGGCAUGCAGCGAACAAGCUAUACAGCUAGAGGGAGCGAUGGUGGAGGCAGAGUAAAACUCUAGAAGACGGACUUCUCUUGCCUUUUCGACACGAGAUCGGAGCUCUUCAGUGUAUAUAUACCUAAAAAGCGGCCGAGAGUGAAAUAGAAGGUCUCCUACUUGCACGGAGAAAGUAGGGAGAAGCCGGGAAAGCCAUGCAGCUUCGUUUGCAGCCACAACUACUCUGUGUGUUGGUAACUCUCCCUUUCCUCUGCCUCAAUGUCUCAUCUUCUGAUGGCAACCAUCCACUAAAGAGAGAAGCAAGCGACCAUCUUACACUGACAGUCAAUUCGAUGACGUCACUUCAACAAGCCAUCGACAUCGCCUCGUCUCUCGGAAACACUGCAGCCUACACCAAGAUUCAAAUACCUCCCGGCAACCACUUACUCACAGCACCGACUCUCUUCCGAGGGGAAAUCAACGAGAUAGAAAUGACAGGGGCGGGAGGGGGUGAGGUGCGGUUGCUAUGCAACUACUCCGUGGGGUCCAACAACUACACGUGGUAUUUUGCCGGUCUUCAGUCUGUGAUGCUGACUGGAAUCGGGUUCGAGGAUUGCGCAAGACCUCUGAGGCUGGAUACAGUCGCCGAGGUGACUAUUCAAGACUGCUCGUUCAGGAUGUUCACGGAAGCAGCACUGGACAUCUUCAACUGUCACCACGUCCUCUUCAACCACUCACUGCUUCAAGACAACUCCGGUACAGGCAUCGUCAACGCCAGUUACCGUGGCAACACGGGCGGAGUCUCGUUCGGCUACAACACUCUCCCCGUAAACUUCAGCUCGCCGUCGCUACUGGUAACCGAUUGCGUGUUUCGCAACAACAGCGCCCGUGCGACUUCCGCAUUCAGAACCUCCAGUCAGGCGUUCUUCGCCCAGAUUUUUACUGGACGUGGCGGUUCACUGGCACUCUUUGUAAACGAAUCACACUACGAUCUCGACGUCACAAUCAGGAACUGCAUCUUCACGGAGAACACAGCUCGUUCGUUUGGGGGCGGGGUCUAUCUGUUGCUAGGUGGGUUCGGGACCAGUCAUAGGGUUGUCGUCGAGAGAGCGAGAGUGAUAUCAAAUGUUGCGCAACUCGGCGGGGGAGGAUUUCAAGCGUCGUUCUUCAACAACGGGCCCGAGGAUGCCCCUCUAAUGAUGAGAUUUGAUGACUGCCGGUUUGAGAACAACUCUGGUAUUGCUGGAGGAGGCAUAUUCGUCUUCACCUCCACUGACGGUGGUGUAGGAAACCUGGUUCAGAUACGUUCGACCCUAUUUACCGGUAACCGUGGUUACACGGGAGGCCCCGGCGACUACGGAGCUGCGGUGGCGUUGUCUCUCCUGAACCCACUGGUGGAGAGGUCAAAUUUCCCUCGCCACGAGAUCACCGACUGUGAGUUCCACAAUAAUUCAGGAGCCAAUGGAGUAGUAAGUGUCGGCUACUCUCCCACGAACUUCACCGGAAGAAAUGUAUUCUCAGGAAACAAAGGAACUUCACUCAGGGUGGUGGGAGCCAUAAUCUACCUGUCAGGUGAGCUCCAUUUCACCAACAACUUCGCCACCAGUGGAGACGAGAGUGCCCUCCACAUGCUGUCGUUUGCACAAGCCAUCCUCAGUCGAGGUCUCUUUGUCAACUUUGAGGGAAACUCUGGAAGGUUUGGUACCAGUAUCACGAUAGAGGCAACCACGACCUCCACAGUUUACACUCAGCUGGCCGGGACCCCCAGUGUCCCUUUCUUCACGAAGACUUCGGCACUGUCCCUCAGAACUGGACCAACGUGACAGUCAGAUUCACUGACAACUCGGCCACUCUCGGCUCAGCAAUCUACGUCUCUCGACUCAACACCUGCUCUUGGUUCAGCCGAAAGCCCCCAUUUUUCAACAACACAUUCCUAGUCGACUGGCCCAUCUGGAUUAUCGAACCCACUAAUGUUGACACGGGAUAUACAGAGGAAGAGCAGAGAAACACGACCGUCUCGGUGCAGACUCAAGUCAAUACACUCAUCAUCAGCAACCACACCGUGAGUCACACACACACUCCUACAUACACCUCUCUCCCUCCUUUCUCUUCUUAACCCAUACCAAACACAACCGUCUCGGUGCAGACUCAAGUCAAUACACUCAUCAUCAGCAACCACACCGUGAGUCACACACACACUCCUACAUACACCUCUCUCCCUCCUUUCUCUUCUUAACCCAUACCAAACACGACCGUCUCGGUGCAGACUCAAGUCAAUACACUCAUCAUCAGCAACCACACUGUGAGAGCACUAUCCCAUCAUUAAUGAUACCCAUGCAGUUAAAGGCUACUAAUAAAUCAAUGAUGAAGUGUUAACAUUUAACCAGCCAUGGACACAUACAUGUGUCCAGUCUCCAUUGGGGGUUAUAGUACUAGGCGCUUUAUACAUCAAUUUCUGCUUAUUUAAGCAGAUACCCAUGGUGUCCAAAGGGUUAAAACCGCAUACAGUGGUGCACUGAGCCGUUGGUUUCACUUCUUUGAUGCUCUGUUGUGUAGCAGAAAAUGUGGUAACAGACAAAGUACCGCUGCACAUGCGUACCAAAGGUAAACAUUUUGACAGAUUGCUUUAUUGCGAUGACAUCAUCUUUAAUUAGCAGGUUAACUCCGAUUAAUUAUGUGAUAUAACGAGGAUCAUAAACUAAUUUAGGGAAGAACACACAGUUGUAAGAAAACACUAAUACUUCGGCAAGACAUUAUAAACUAAACAGAAGCUAUUUCAACAGACGCAGUUUGUGAUAUGUCACCACACACCAUCAGUGUGUUGUUAGAAAGAACUGCUGCAAGGCAAUA